AUGUCGACGUCUGCGUAUCAGACCAGUGCUCGGCCCCGAGGUAGGCCGGGGAGCUUCAGCGAUACUUCAGAGAAGCAGACUCGGAGUCGAGCCUCGAGUUCAGCUUCUGCAAAACUAUCCAAGACGUUGUCGAGGACUCUUGAAGAGGUCUCGAUCCCAAGACACAGCCGUUCGAAUUCACCGGCUAUAUAUUUCCACCGGCCAAGGACGCUCGACUCAAAGUGGCCGGAUCCUGGCGUGGCUUCAUCUAGAUAUUCGGCCGUCUCAUUGAGAUCCGACAAGAGUAUCUCGUCGAGGAUGGAGGAUGACCCGGUUCAUGCCCCGAGUUCGCCGACUAAGGUGAAACCACAUAUCAUCCAAAGGCCCCAUGACAUACCGAAUACUUCUAUAGCAGACGCCCAUCCUCUAUCAUCUACGAAACCCUCGAUGACCGCCGUCCCGGAGGCAGGAGAGCUUAUCGGAUCCUUCACAAGAAAUGCGGAGCUUCUGCAAACUUCGCAAGGUCUCGGUCCCAAAAGCCAGUCGUCGAGAUCGCUUGCUGCGAUGCAGCCAACAGUUUCGGAAGGGCCUCAGGACAUCACUCCCAUCCAGAAGACAUCGUCGUCCCCCAAAAUUUCCAUGUCAUCUCCCUACCCUACUGACGUUUCAGAGCCAUCGAAGAAAGGGUCGAAGUCGUCACUGCGCGAAGAAAUGGCCCUCGCAUCCCCAAGAACGUCAAAGUCUUCUUUGCACGAAACCACAGUUAGACCCAUGGGUACAACGUCAGCAGUACCCUGUGCUCAUGACCCACUGGUUGCCCCAACUCCGCAGGGCCCGGUAGUUUUCAUUCAACCUACGUAUGGCCAACAUCUCGUGGAAUCGGGAGAGGGAGACAUGCCUUUCAUGCCGAGCCCUACGUUGGCAACUGAGGGAGCCUAUCUUCAUGGGUACCCGCCUCAUGGUCGCUCGCCCCUAGCAUCGCCUCCUCUAUCACCAUUUCUCCAGCAACCUGCCGCUAGUCCGCCUCCACAGGGUGUUCCAUUCCCGCCGCCCUUUCCAUAUCACUAUCCUCAUCCGUUCGUAGCUAACCCUAAUCUGCAACUCGCAUUCUAUCCGCCGCAUUUCACUUCCCCUGCUCCGCCAUUUCCCCAUCCAGAUACUGUAUCUCGAUCUGGCUCUGCAGGUCCAGAUGAUGAGCGGACAAAACUGCUUGAAAAAGUCUCAAGCGUCCUGCCGGAUAUCAAUCGCUUGCUGCACUACUAUCAAGAAAGUCAAGGGCUUCUAUCUGAGAAAGAUCUUCUCGUUAAACAAGCCGAAUCACAACAUAACGAAGAGGUUGCGAAGCUGAGAAUUGAACUGAGCGUGUCCAAAGAAGAAUAUGAGCGCAUCAUUGGGGAGCAGGCUCGGGAAAAUCUAAAGCUGAAGAACGAGAUGACUGAGCAGGCUGAGAGUCUUGAGGCUUCUUCUCGGGAGCUCGCUAGAGCGAACGAGGAGAUUGCUAGACUGACGCUAAAAUGCGAGUCCUUGCAGAAUGAGGCCGAGAACAGUCGGGCCACGAAUGAGCAGCUGAAUGCACAAAAGAUCGACCUGGAGGACCGGGUCGAAGCCGUGAAAGAGCAGCUUACUGACGAACGGACGGAGCAUGAACGCGCUCAGGCAGACUUGAUCCAAGCUCAUGAGCAGCAAAUGGCGGAAAGAGAGGAUGCUCAUACCAAGUUACUAAAUGAACACAAGACUGGGCUUUCCAAACUUCAGCUUGAUCUAGCAGGAAUGAUAACGAAGCAUACACAACAGAGGAGAGAUCUGGAAUCCGCGCGAGCAGUCAUCUCCGAGCACGAACAUUCCUUGGCUGCGAAAUCCAAGGAGCUAAUUGAUUCUGCACAAGCUCACAAAAACGAACUGGACGCGAAGAGAAAGGCGGUGGAGGAGAUUGCAGAGCAACACAAGCAAGAGAUUGCAGCUUUGUCACAAAAGCUAGCUCAGACGGUGGGAAAGCACAAAGACGAGGUUACUGCCCUGCGGGAAGGUCAUCAAAGAGAGUUUGGACAAAUACGAAAGGCGGCCGAAGGACGAUUAUCAGAGAUGAUCACCACGCACAAGCAACGUGAAGCGCAGCUCCAGGCUGAGUUGAAUACCUUCCGAUCUACGGUCGAAGAGCUUAAGGAAGAUCUCGAACAGCAGCGCAUCGCCAAUGACAGCUUGAGGAGUGAGCUUUCAACGGCACAGAAAGCUCAUCAGACGCUUCAAACCUCGCAUAACAUGACCAACCAGCACCACGCAGAAUUGGCGGAAUCUAUAAUCUGUUUGAGAGACAAGCAGGCUCAAUGGCAACGAGAAAGUGAGCGAAUGGAGCGUAUUCUUCAAAGUUUGGGGGUUAUAAGUGCCGGUAAAGAAAAGAGUGACGAAUUCUUUAAAAGUGCUUUCAAAUCGCUAGCACUGUUGGUGGAAAAAGUUUCAGAGCAAUUCUUUCAGGACCAACCUUGUUUGACUUAUGCACUGGCACGAACGGUCCAAUUGAGCAAUCUUCCUGAUAUGACAGGCACCACAACGACGGCUCGGGGACUUCGUUCCCUUCUCAUCCAGAGUCAGAUAUUCAGCGUGCUACAUCAGAGGAUCUUCCAACCAUUCUUGUUCACAUCAUCGUAUGACGAGUGCGAUGGGUCCGGCUUGGAUAUGUGCUUGGCUAGGGUAUCGAAGAUGAUCAGUGCAAAGAGCGUCCACCGAGAAGCAAUAUGGAGGGCAAUCACAAUGCGGGCUCUCUAUACCAGUCCCUUUGGUCGCAGGGCGGCCAGCACAGUCGCCACAUCCGCCAGCAAGGAGAUCGUCGACAAGUUACAAUCUAUGACACUGGUCGAGCAUGUUCCAGCGUUAAUUGAGGCAGUCCGGUCGAUUGCCAAGGCAGCAGUUCAGCUGUGGCGGCAAGUGCGGGUCGAAUGGGCGGCUGUGAGAUGCAGCAUGCCUCCACGAGUUCUCAAGAUGGAGGGAACAUCGAGUCUAACUGAUGUCACGCUUGGGAUCCGACCGCAUAUCUUCAGGGAAGGAGUCAGGACUGUCGACGAUGAUGGGUCGAACACUGGUCCACUGAAGAGUCCGCCGACGACAGGUUGCAUCUACCUUCAGGGGACUGCAUUGUGUCAUGACUCGCCCCUGGUCAUUGCAAGGCGUCAGGAGCUGAUGGCAGGCGUUGACGGGCGAGAAUAA
Molecule: messenger RNA, 3180 nt
Organism: Fonsecaea multimorphosa CBS 102226
Lineage: Eukaryota; Fungi; Ascomycota; Eurotiomycetes; Chaetothyriales; Herpotrichiellaceae
Exons: 2
Coding region: 1-3180 (1059 amino acids)
Molecular function (GO): plus-end-directed microtubule motor activity
Source: RefSeq, a predicted model, not a curated record